Messenger RNA from Gymnodraco acuticeps, 1508 nucleotides. It is a transcript of the gene fmodb, whose product is annotated as fibromodulin b. NCBI's taxonomy places the organism in Eukaryota, Metazoa, Chordata, Actinopteri, Perciformes, Bathydraconidae. The transcript is spliced from 2 exons. Gene Ontology annotation, molecular function: protein binding. Bases 7 to 1047 code for a protein of 346 amino acids. The record is from RefSeq and is a predicted model, not a curated record.
GUGAUCAUGCAGACAUUGGUGCUUCUCCUUAUUCUAGGAAUAGUGGAUCAAAGCAUCAGCCAGAAUUACAGCCAGUUCAAGUGGCUGUCCUAUCUGCGAGGGCGCCGGAGGCAUGCCGCCUGGCAGGCCGUGGAUGUCGACUGCCCACUGGAAUGUGACUGCCCCUCAACCUUCCCCACUGCUAUGUUCUGUCAAAACCGCAACCUCCAGCAUGUUCCAUACGUUCCCUCACACAUUAAGUAUGUCUACCUGCACCGGAACAAGAUCACAGGCAUCAAAGACGGGGUUUUUGACAAUGCUACCAGCUUGAUCUGGGUCGUGCUGUUUCAAAACCAGCUAGACUCAGACAAGAUCGGCAAGAACGUAUUCAGCAAGCUCAAGCACCUGGACCGGCUCCUCUUGGAUCACAAUGAGCUCACACGUGUGCCUCCAAACUUGCCAAACUCCAUCACAGACCUGCGACUUGGUCACAACAAGAUCUCAAAGAUCCCCUCCAACUCAUUUGAGGGGAUGGCUAACCUCGCCACCCUUGAGCUCCAAGCAAAUGUCAUAGAGGAUGUUGGAGGUAUGUUGAAGGGACUAAAGGUUCUGACAUUGCUGGAUAUGAAGAAAAACAAGCUGAGUAAAAUCCCAGACCACCUCCCAGAGCGGCUGCAGCAGCUCUACCUGGAUUUUAAUAAAAUACAGAGUGUGCCGGCAGGCUUUCUCACCAUGAAUCCCAGACUGCAGUUUGUCCGCUUGGCUCAUAACAAGCUGACUGAUAAAGGACUUCCAUCCAAUGUCUUCAAUGUCAGCACGCUGGUUGAGCUUGACCUUUCUUUCAAUAAACUAGAGAAGAUCCCUGUUGUUAGUAGAAACCUGGAGAACCUUUAUCUACAAGCCAACGAGAUUAAAGAGUUCUCCCUGAGCAGUUUCUGCAAUACCAUCAACAUGACAAACUUCUCCAGUCUGAGAAUGCUGCGAUUGGAUGCCAAUGAGAUCAGUGCCAAAGACAUUCCUGCCGAGGCGGCCUACUGUUUGCGGCACGUUGGCUUUAUUGAGGUUUAGCUCUUCCUGCGCUCUCUCUGAUAUCUCUUAACUCAUCCGAUGUCUUACUUCAUCUGUUAUCCCCCUCCAAUCUCUCUUCAUCUGUCACUUUAUUCAGCGUCAAAACGUAUUUAAGACAAUGCAGUGUUAUAAAAGCUGUUUUCACAAUCAUAAACCCUUAACACAAUUCCAGUAUUAGUCAACGGGAAAUACCAGAGCUGUAUAAUCACCUAUCCAGAUGACAGGCAUAUGUAUCACAAAUACAACAUAUCCAAAGGCCAGAUGACUGAUAUUCCUCUCCUCACACUGUUAUAUUAUCAGAUCCGGUAUUCUGGCAAAAAUAAUAAGAUCAUCAUAAUAACCAUGGAGGUUCUGCUUGUUGUCUGGAAACAUAUCACCAGUAUAAAGCAUCCUGUCAUCAGCUAGUGAUUCAGUUUUGACCUUUGCCUCCACCAUGUGGCACAAGGUGAUAAAACUGUAGA